CAAUGCUCUCGUUUAAAACUCUUUGUGCUACAGCUUUCGCUCUUACUGCCGUUUCUGCUGCCCCUCAGGCAGACCCAUUUGCUUUCGCUAAUGCAAUCGGACUUCCAGUUGCAGCAGAGGCAAGUUACGCUUGUCAUGCCUCUUGUGGUUACGCUAUUUUAGCUGCUCGUCAAUGUUCUCCAUCUGGCUCCGAGGACUCGGACUACAACUCCACCUGUCUGUGUGCUUCCGACAGUCAAUUCUUGUCCUACGUCCCAGACUGUCUUGACUGCGGAUGGUGUCUGUGGAGUGACUACGGAUCCUUCUUGACCUCUGCUUUGGCUGAAUGUUCCACCAACACCGAGCCAACUGGUACUUCUUGUGCUUCCAGCACCUCUGAAGCGGCUGCAACCUCUUCUUCUUCUGCUGCAACCACCGAGGCUUCUUCAACUGAGGCUGCUUCUUCGACUGAGGAGGCUACUGAGGCUUCUUCCUCCUCUGCUGCUGCCUCAACCCAGGCCACUACUUCCUCUGCUGCUGCUGCUACUACUUCCUCUGAAGCUGUCAGCUCGUCAGCCGAUGUUGAUACCCAUGCUGCCGAAUCCACCUCCGCUGCCGAGUCGACUUCCGCCGCUGAGUCGAGCUCCGCUGCUCAGACCAUUGCUGCUGAAUCUAGCUCUGCUCCAUCCAACUCCAGCGGAACUAUCUCCACUUUCUCCGGAGCUGGUGCUAAACUGGCCGUUGGAGCUGGAGCCGGUAUCGUCGGUCUUGCAGCUCUGCUUAUGUAAUACUUUAGCGAAUCCGAAUUUUAGCUUUUCC
This is a messenger RNA of Ogataea polymorpha, 798 nucleotides long. RefSeq lists its product as uncharacterized. The annotation marks the transcript as partial. The transcript has a single exon. Lineage: Eukaryota; Fungi; Ascomycota; Pichiomycetes; Pichiales; Pichiaceae. The record is from RefSeq and is a predicted model, not a curated record.